AUGGGUACCAAAUCCCGUCGCGCAAAAUCGCCGACCACUCCGAACGGUUCCCUCGGGCGCGCCUCUGGGACGAAAACGAACGGUCAACUUGCCAAGAUGAACACCAACGUCGAGCUGCUGCGCCGCAACAUAUCGCACGAGACCUCUACCACGGAGGGUGCUACCGCAAAUCUCAUGGCCCGCGAGUCCUUUUCCCUCGACGACCCCGUCCCCAAGACGCCGACCGUCAACCACCAUGGCUUCUUCGACCUGCCAAAGAAAGACCAGCGGAACUUUGGCCUGCUGGUCCUCCUCUAUUUCCUCCAGGGCAUCCCCCUCGGUCUGGCGACAGGCUCCGUCCCGUUCCUUUUGAAAAAUCACAUGUCAUACGGCGAGAUCGGCAUCUUCAGCCUCGCAUCGUACCCCUACUCUCUGAAGCUCUUCUGGAGCCCCAUCGUGGAUGCGGUCUGGAGCCCCAAGAUCGGCCGAAGGAAGAGCUGGAUCCUCCCGAUCCAGCUGCUCUCCGGGAUAGGCAUGCUGUGGCUGGGGUCGAGGGUCGAGGGCAUGAUGGAGUCGAUGGGGAAGCCCGGCGGUCCGACCGUCUGGGGCUUCACCGGCUGGUGGUUCUUCCUGGUGCUCAUGUGCGCCACGCAGGACAUCGCCGUGGACGGGUGGGCCUUGACGCUGCUUACCCCGGGCAACGUCUCGUACGCCUCGACGGCGCAAACUGUCGGUCUCACCGCCGGGCAGUUCCUAUCCUACACCGUCUUCCUGGCUUUCCACUCCAGGGACUUCGCCAACCGCUGGUUCCGCACCGAGCCGCUCGACCACGGCCUGAUAAGCCUCGGAGGCUACCUCACCUUCGCGGGCUGGGCCUACAUCAUCGUGACGAUUGGCCUGGCCGUCAUCAAACGCGAGGAAAAGACCAAGAACGAAGACGGCAUCUGGGACGUGUACAAGAUCAUGUGGGGCGUGCUCAAGCUCAGAAACAUCCAAUCCAUCAUCCUGGUCCACCUCAUCGCCAAGAUUGGCUUCCAGGCCAACGACGCCGUCACAGGCCUCAAGCUCCUCGACAAGGGCUUCGGCACCGAGAACAUGGCGCUCACCGUGCUCAUCGACUUCCCCUUCGAGAUCGGCCUGGGCUACUACGCAGGCAAAUGGUCGCAAGAAUACACCCCGAUGCGCCUCUGGUGCUGGGGCUUCGCGGGCCGCCUGGCCGCCGCCGUGCUCGCCCAGCUGACCGUCUCAAUCUUCCCCGCCGGCGGCGUGACGACCUGGUACCUGCUCGCCGUCAUCGCGCAGCACGUCUUCUCGACCUUCACCAACACCAUCAUGUUCGUCGCCGUCGCCGCCUUCCACGCGCGCAUCGCCGACCCCGUCAUCGGCGGCACCUACAUGACCCUCCUGGCAACCGUGUGCAACUUGGGCGGCACCUUCCCGCGCUUCUUCGUCCUGCGCAUGGUCGACGCCUUCACGAGCGCGACCUGCUUCCCCUCCGAAAGCUCCAAAACCGCCAUCACCAUCACGACGCCCUUCAGCUGCGCCGUGCAGGCCGACAAGGAGCGCUGUCUGGCGGGCGGCGGCGUUUGCGAGAUGCAGCGCGACGGCUACUACAUCGUCAACAUUCUCUGCGUGCUCAUCGGCGUCGUCACCUUCGUCCUGUUUAUCCGGCCCAAGGUGUUGCAGCUCCAGGCUCUGCCGCUCAGGGCUUGGCGUCUGUCCUCCGCCCCUUCAUCAAGCAAAUACUGA
Parathielavia appendiculata is the source of this 1728-nucleotide messenger RNA. RefSeq lists its product as uncharacterized. NCBI's taxonomy places the organism in Eukaryota, Fungi, Ascomycota, Sordariomycetes, Sordariales, Chaetomiaceae. The record is from RefSeq and is a predicted model, not a curated record. Bases 1 to 1728 code for a protein of 575 amino acids. Gene Ontology annotation, molecular function: acetyl-CoA transmembrane transporter activity. The transcript has a single exon. Gene Ontology annotation, cellular component: membrane.